Cyprinus carpio (common carp) is the source of this 2329-nucleotide messenger RNA. RefSeq names its product nuclear receptor-binding factor 2-like. The record is from RefSeq and is a predicted model, not a curated record. Lineage: Eukaryota; Metazoa; Chordata; Actinopteri; Cypriniformes; Cyprinidae. Gene Ontology annotation, biological process: autophagy.
AAGCGUUUUCACGUCACGCACGUCGCUGUGAUGUGACGUGUCGGUGACGUCGCGCAGGGGAAGUUGUUUUUGCUCGACUCUUGUAAGAGUUGAUCAGUAACCGGUGAAACCAGAGUUCCUGGUCCCGGAACAAAGACAGUAAUGUGCCGAUGAGUCUCCCGUGUGGCUGAGGCUGUAGUUGAUGAAGGAAUGGAGGUGCUGGACAGUCCUCUCAAUCUCGCCCAUCAACAGUGCAGGAAAGCAGAGCGCUUGCUGGCUGCUGGGAAAUUUGAAGAUGCCAUCUCCUGCCACAGAAAAGCUGCAGAACUUCUCAAGGAGGCCAUGAAGCUCACCAAGUGUGAACAGGCUCGCCUGUCACUGGAGCUUCAGAGGGACAGUCACAUCAAGCAGCAGAGGCUGAUUGAGGAGCAAUGGAAGCGAGCAAAGCGAGAGGACAAGCCCAGAACACUCCAGCAUGUCCAAGCCUCAGACCAAACGCCACGCCGCGACCUACAGCCGGGCAGAACCACCAUGGACGUCUCCCAACCCUCUGAACGCGAGUAUGACACCUGGUUGUACCUCCUGAAGAACAAAGGCACUGUUCCAGAGCCCUGCGCAGGCAGUAAAGCCCAGAAAGAUGAUAAAACCCGUCUGGAAGAGCAACAGACCACCAUCGAUGACCUACGUGACCUGGUGGACCGACUGGUGUGCGAAAACGAGCAGCUGAAACGGGAGAACGAGCAGCUACGGGCAGAGAAUGCACGGCUGAAGAAGGAACCCUACGCUGAUGCCGACUUCGUGGAGCGGUCGGAGCUGUGGGUGCUUCCGCGGACGACCGAGGAGCGCAAGGCCAAGGACAUUCCCAUCCCACAGCUCCCUCCGCUGGAGAUGCCCACUCAGGAGAUCCCUCUGGAAGACCUGCCCGGCCUAGAGCUUCCUGAGGACAUCCAGCAGGAAUUGCAGGAGCUGUUGGACAGGGAGAAGCUGUGACCACUCACACUCAAAACACGCACCAAAGGGAGACUUCAAUCGCCAUCGUGUGCCAGCGAACACACAGAGGAAGCACAUUCACGGUGGAGCAGCCAAGCGGCGGAAGUGACGGUUCACGCGACCGUCCUACUCGACUUCUCAGUGGCGCCCUGUAGCGUUUGGAUAUACAAAGAAAGAAAACAACGCUUUUUGAAGUGUGUGUGCCUUUUUAAACAUUUCUAACAUGUUUUUUGUUAUGAAGUACGAGUGAAAAGGAACAUCGGAGAUUCUGUUGAACACUAUGUUAUCAGCAGGUGAAUUUGCCUCUUGCAAAUUCCCACUUUGAAUCGUACACUAUUUCCUACACAGACACUGUGAACUACAUUCAUGUGUGAGUGUUUUGUGCAGUAUCUGUUGAUGUUGUGGUUAUGCAGUUUCAGUCGUCUAUCAACAGCGCAGAUUUAGGACAUAGAGGAAGCCAAGAGGCAUUAAUGCAAUUAGUUAUGCAUUCUGUUUCCAUACCAGCUUGCAGCACUUGUUUUGCCUUAUUGCAAUUAGUACGAAGCCCAGUCAUGAAGUCAUCUCUGGACGAUUUGUAGCAACUUGUAAAACAAAAACAGCUGUGGUUUAUUUCUACAGGAUAAGGGAUUUUGAACAUGAGUGUGAGACUAUUGCAUUCGGAACGAUAAGCAAUAAUCAUGUCAAGUGCUACAGAAUCACUCAUUCAUUUUGUUGUUUCUCAUCACCGCUCACUUCUCUGAAUUCCUGCUCCGCUGUGUCAUUCUUCAGACACCAUGUCAACAGCAUAGGAAUGGACAUGUCCUAAAAGCUUCACUCUUUGGACCUGUGUGAAGUCUGUGUGAAUGAACUGAGGAUGUUGUUCAUUGUUUUGAAGCUUCAUUUGUACUGUACUCAUCAAUCAAGAAUUGUGUGGAUCACGGUGUUAAUAUUUUCAGGUAACUGAUUGCACAAUCAUACCUUGCUCUAACAAUAAACCAGGUCCUCACACUAAUCAAAAGCAUACCAACAUGUGCCAGACAUGCCUGGGAAGAGAUGAAUUUAUCGCUUAUGUUUGUGUCAUGAAGAGGGAACCAAAUCCACAUUUUGCUCUUUUUAUUAUUAUUAUUAUUUUGUUUUAAUUCAAUGUUUAAUUACUGGUUUACCACAGUAAUCAGGGUGCAUCAAAUUGUCUUUUUUUUUUUUGUGAUGUAAUAAUCAAUGAAAAUCAUAUGAUGAAAAUGUUUUGAUGCAUGAAUGGCUGUUCUGCUGUAGCUGUACGUAUAUAUGAUUAAGAUAUUGAAAACAAGAAUUUAUGUACAAUUCUUUUGUGAGUUUAAUUGUUCUGACAAGCAUUAAAGAUUUUAACAAGUGGCAGCAUAAA